AUGCCAAAAAUCAAGACGAACCGCGUGAAGUACCCUGAAGGAUGGGAGCUUAUAGAGCCGACGCUGAGAGAGCUUGAGCAAAAGAUGAGAGAAGCGGAGAGCGACACACACGAGGGCAAGCGCAAGUGCGAGGCGCUGUGGCCCAUCUUCAAGAUCGCGCACCAGAAGAGCCGCUUCAUCUACGACCUGUACUACCGGCGCAAGGCCAUCAGCAAAGAGCUCUACGACUUCUGCCUUGAGCAGAAGCACGCUGACGCGAGCCUCAUCGCCAAGUGGAAGAAGGCAGGGUUUGAGAGGCUGUGCUGUGUGCGGUGCAUGCAGCCCAAGGACCACAACUUCGGCACCACAUGUGUGUGCCGCGUGCCCAAGCACCUCCGCGAGGAGAAGGUCAUCGAGUGCAUCCACUGCGGCUGCCGCGGCUGUGCCAGCGGGGAUAGCUGA
Messenger RNA from Closterium sp. NIES-65, 441 nucleotides. The record is from the annotation of a GenBank genome assembly. NCBI's taxonomy places the organism in Eukaryota, Viridiplantae, Streptophyta, Zygnematophyceae, Desmidiales, Closteriaceae.